Messenger RNA from Python bivittatus (Burmese python), 1819 nucleotides. The record is from RefSeq and is a predicted model, not a curated record. NCBI's taxonomy places the organism in Eukaryota, Metazoa, Chordata, Lepidosauria, Squamata, Pythonidae.
UCCCUUUUACGUGCCAUGAGAGGUCCAACUUUCUUCGCCUGGCAGGAUGCGGGACUUUCCCUUUCGACCACAAGUAACGAGGCUUGUAAACUGUUUGAUGCUGCGUUGACUCAGUAUGUGACUUGGGCGAACGAUCAGAGUCUCGGGGGCCUUGAAGGAACCCUUUCAAAACUACACGCUGCGGAUCCUAGCUUUGUCAUGGGUGAGGUGAUUGCCAACGGCCUGGUCCUGGUUGGCACUGGGAGUUCGGUGCGGCUGGACAGGAAACUGGACGAUGCCAUCAAGAAAAUGGUGUCCCUCUCACACUCUCAGCCACUGGCUGAGCGGGAGAAGAUGCACGUGUCCGCCCUGGAGUUCUUUGCUCGUGGGCAGCUGCUUAGAGCCUGUGAUACGUGGGAAGAAAUCCUACAGAGCAAUCCAACUGACUUGUUGGCCCUAAAAUUUGCCCACGAUGGCUAUUUUUAUUUGGGAUACCAGACUCAAAUGAGAGACUCCAUUGCCCGAGUUUAUCCUCACUGGACCCCAGAUAUUCCUCUUAGUAGCUACAUUAAAGGCAUGUACUCCUUUGGACUGGUAGAAACCAAUUUCUUUGAUCGUGCUGAGAAGCUGGCCUAUGAGGCUUUAGCAAUCAACCAGAGAGAUGCAUGGUCUGUCCACGCUUUAGCUCACGUGAAUGAAAUGAAAGCAGAUCUGAAGAGCGGACUGGCCUUCAUGAAGCAAACUGAAAACAACUGGAAGGACAGCGAUAUGCUUGCGUGCCAUAAUUACUGGCAUUGGGCUUUAUACUUCAUUGAAAAGGGUGACUAUGAGGCUGCUUUGACCAUUUAUGAUACCCACAUUGCUCCCAGCUGCCGGUUGAGCGGGACCAUGCUGGAUGUUGUCGACAAUUGCUCCAUGCUAUAUAGGCUUGAAUUAGAAGGGGUGAAGGUGGGCAAUAGAUGGAAAGAAGUAAACCAGCUGACGAAGAAACAUGCCCAUGACCACAUCCUGAUCUUCAACGAUGCCCAUAUUCUGAUGGCCUCCUUAGGUGCUCAAGAUCAAAACACUUCCAGUGAGCUUCUGACCACUUUGCAGGACUUGGCCCAGACUCCUAAGGAAGAUCACGAGCUGAGCCUGGUUCCAAAAUUGGGGCUGCCCCUUCUGCAAGCAUUUGUGGAGUUUGACAAAGGACAUUACGACAAGGCAGUGGAACUCCUGUAUCCCAUUCGAUAUCAGAUUGUGGAAAUAGGAGGGAGUAAUGCCCAGAGAGAUAUUUUUGCCCAGUUACUGAUUCAGGCUGCUUUAAACUGUAAAUCUAAAGCUAACCAAAGACUUGCUAGAUGCCUCCUUAUGGAACGCGAUGAACUCAGACCAAAUUCACCAUUAACUGAGCGACUGAUGCGGAAAACAGUAGCUGUUCACGCCCUGGGAUAAACCCAAUAUCAUGUACAAGUUUCAAGUCAAGGAGAUAGUUGGUGUCCAGACUUGCAUAAAUCCAAAAUUAACAGUCCUAGGAAAGUAGUAUUUUGGAGAUUUACCCUUGCUUAAUUUUGUCUGAUCUUGAUCUUGCCCGCUUAGUUUAAAUGUUGGUUGUUUCUGUACAUCUCUACAGAAGCAAAAUGCAGCCAGAUACAGCUCACUUUCUGUUGGCAAUGCUAAUUUACAAAUACUAUUAAAAAAUCAGUGGGGUACAGUUAAAUGCUUGUGGUCUGCAGAGCCAUAAGCCAAACUUUUGAUUGUUUGGAAAGUACAAAUUUAUUGCCUGUUUUAAAUUCUGGAUGUCAAAUGUAUACACGCACAUAAACAUUUUAUGUAAUAAAUGAGUCAGUGUGGAGCAUCA